AUGGCCACCGUACUGGACAACUCCGACACGGAGCCGUUCCCCAUGAGCGAGACAGAAGACUCCCAUACUCCACCCGAAGUCCCUUCCAAAGGUAAAGGACGGAAGAGGCUUCUACGAGGUAUUCAAAGAAUAUCGUCAUCGUCCUCACUCAGUAGCCUGAGACGACCACGUUCUGCUAGCAGUCCGUAUGGGACCCGGAGCACGCUCUCGUGCGUCAGCCUCGCCGCUGCUGGCCCGCCGGCGUCUGCCUUUGUCUCGAGAGUCGGAACACCUCAACCAUCCCCGCUUGCUAUGCCAGGAAAUGUAUCCACAGCGAAUGAAUAUCCAUUCUACGAUAGCAUCGAUGGCCAUUUGCCAGCAAAGAAAACAGCCCAAGCCUCGACACCGACGCCGACGCCGACGACAGCUGCCCUUCCAGGUGCUCUCCAAACUAGAUCAACGGCUGUCUCGAGGCCCAUCCCCAAGAAGCCGUUUCAUUUUUGGGACAAGGUACCCCACGAAAUCCGAGUGGCAAUCUUUUCUUAUUUGCAACCAAAGGAGCUGGUCCGGGUAUCCCGUGUGAGCAGAUCGUUCUACAAAUUCUGCUUUGAUGGGCAGCUUUGGACAUCCCUGGAUGCCUCUGAUUUUUAUCAAAAGAUUCCAGCCGAGUCGCUUGCUAGGAUUAUCGUCGCAGCGGGACCAUUUAUUAAAGAUCUUAACCUGCGCGGCUGUGUGCAGGUGGAACACUACAAACGAACAGAAGUUAUUGUCAAGGCAUGCAAGAACCUGAUCAACGCAACACUUGAAGGGUGUUCCAACUUUCAAAAGGCCACCCUUCACUGUCUGCUUCGAAGCAAUGAAAAGCUUACGCAUCUCAAUCUGACAGGACUCUCGGCUGUGUCUAAUGCGUCCUGCAAAAUCAUUGCCGAAUCUUGCCCGCAACUGCAAAGCUUCAACGUCUCCUGGUGCCAAAAGGUCGACGCUGGCGGCAUUAAAUCUGUUGUCGAAUCUUGCUUAAUGCUUCGUGAGCUGCGUGCUGGCGAAGUGCGAGGCUUUGAUGACCUCAAGACAGCAGAAGUCUUCUUCAAGACGAAUAAUCUAGAGCGUCUUGUCAUGUCUGGUUGUGCUGAGCUCAACGAUGAGGCGUUCAAGACUAUGAUCCACGGAACCGACCCCGAAAUAGACAUUCUCACCGACUUGCCCGUGGUCCCGGCACGCAAACUACGCCACUUGGAUAUUAGUCGAUGCGUACGCCUCAGCAGCGCUGGCGUCAAAGCCCUGGGCCACUUUGCACCCGAUUUAGAGGGUUUGCAGCUCUCAGGUUGCAAAUCUCUUACCGAUGAUGCUCUGGAAGCAAUUCUUGCUACGACACCCCGACUUACCCACCUCGAGCUUGAAGAUUUGACCGAUAUAACCAAUUCUUUACUUUCAGAACAUUUGGCCAAAUCGCCUUGUGCAACUGCCCUUCAGCACUUGUCGCUUAGCUACUGUGAAAAUGUUGGUGAUGUUGGCGUCCUACCACUAAUGCAAAAGUGCACCAAGUUGAAGAGUAUCGACCUUGACAAUACACGUAUCAGCGACUUGGUCUUGGCAGAGGCUGCUUCGAUGGUCGCAAGACGAUCCGUACGAUCGACCGAUUCCACAUCACGCCCAAAGCAAACCUUGGAAAUGGUCGUCUAUGAUUGCCACAACGUAACAUGGACUGGCGUUCGUGAAGUGCUGUUCAGGAACGCACAAAUCCGACCCCAGGGUGGUCAUACUGGUCGUGUGACGUAUCCAAGUGAGGUUAUUGGAUUGAAAUGCUUCUAUGGCUAUCAAAUGACGGUCAAUGAACAUUACAAACGCGUCUUGAAAGGUGAUUUCGAAUCUGCGAAUAGGUUGGAACGCAAGUGGGCAGACUACAUGCAAGCUGCGGAGGAGGCGGAAGCAACAGGUUCCGGAUAUAGAAGACGGCGGCGCCGAGCUCGGGAAGCUCGUGUAAACUUGAACGAUGAAGAUGGUGGUGCUGUGGUAAGGGGUGGCCGUCAGAGGGCUAGAACGACUGGCUCCUGUACAGUCAUGUAG
Molecule: messenger RNA, 2043 nt
Organism: [Torrubiella] hemipterigena
Lineage: Eukaryota; Fungi; Ascomycota; Sordariomycetes; Hypocreales; Clavicipitaceae
Source: the annotation of a GenBank genome assembly